AUGGCGGAUUCACCUUCGGAGAGAGCAUCUCUGCCGAACUUCCUCUUAUCUGUGAAACUCAAAUACGUGAAAUUAGGUUACCAUUACCUGAUCACACAUUUCAUGUACCUGUUAUUAAUCCCAGUCCUUGCAGUCGUCUCUGUUCAUCUAUCAACACUCACAUCACAAGAUCUAUUCCAUCUAUGGCAACAACUUCGAUUCAAUCUACUCUCUGUUAUCAUAUGCUCAACUCUAAUCGUCUUCCUAGCGACACUCUACUUCAUGAGCCGCCCAAAGAAGGUUUACUUACUCGAUUUCGCCUGCUACAAACCCGACGAAUCUCACAUCGUUUCUCGUGAAACAUUCAUGAAUCAUUCAGCUCUCGCCGGGACUUUUAGCGAAGAGAAUUUAGCGUUUCAGAAGAAGAUUCUCGAACGAUCUGGAUUAGGUCAGAAGACGUAUUUCCCUGAGGCGGUGUUGCAGGUUCCGCCGAAUCCGUGUAUGUCGGAAGCUCGAAAGGAGGCGGAGAUGGUGAUGUUCGGCGCCAUUGAUGAGUUGUUGGCGAAAACUGGUGUGAAGGCGAAGGAUAUUGGUAUACUUAUUGUGAAUUGUAGCUUGUUUUGUCCAACUCCUUCUCUUAGUUCCAUGGUUGUGAAUCAUUACAAGCUCAGAGGGAAUGUUUUGAGCUAUAAUCUCGGUGGGAUGGGUUGUAGUGCUGGAUUGAUCUCCAUUGAUCUUGCCAAACAACUUUUACAGGUACAACCUAAUUCCUAUGCUUUGGUGGUUAGUAUGGAAAACAUAACAUUAAAUUGGUACUUCGGGAACAAUCGGUCUAUGCUCGUGUCGAACUGUCUAUUCCGAAUGGGCGGUGCCGCAAUUUUGUUAUCUAAUCGAUCAUCUGAUCGCCGCCGCUCAAAGUACCAACUAAUCCACACUGUCCGGACCCACAAGGGUGCAGACGACAAAUGUUAUAGUUGUGUUUUCCAAGAAGAAGACAAAGAGAAAAACAUAGGUGUUGCUCUUUCAAAAGAUCUCAUGGCCGUAGCCGGUGAAGCCCUAAAAACCAAUAUCACCACCCUCGGGCCGCUAGUGCUCCCCAUGUCGGAACAACUCUUGUUUUUUGUCACAUUGGUUGCAAGAAAAGUGUUUAAAUUGAAAAUUAAACCGUAUAUUCCGGAUUUCAAGCUUGCGUUUGAGCAUUUUUGUAUCCACGCGGGAGGAAGAGCAGUGUUGGAUGAAUUGGAAAAGAAUCUUGAAUUAUCGGAUUGGCAUAUGGAACCUUCUAGAAUGACAUUGUAUAGAUUUGGGAAUACUUCGAGUAGCUCAUUGUGGUAUGAAUUGGCGUAUUCAGAAGCUAAGGGCCGGAUCAAGAAGGGAGAUAGAUCGUGGCAAAUUGCUUUUGGUUCGGGUUUUAAGUGUAAUAGUGCAGUGUGGAAGGCUUUGAGGUCUAUCGAUCCGAAAAAGGAGAAAAGUCCAUGGAUUGAUGAGAUACAUGAGUUCCCGGUUCAUGUACCUAGGAUUGAAAAGAUUGGUUCUUAA
This is a messenger RNA of Lactuca saligna, 1518 nucleotides long. The record is from the annotation of a GenBank genome assembly. Lineage: Eukaryota; Viridiplantae; Streptophyta; Magnoliopsida; Asterales; Asteraceae.